Molecule: messenger RNA, 264 nt
Organism: Chlorella variabilis
Lineage: Eukaryota; Viridiplantae; Chlorophyta; Trebouxiophyceae; Chlorellales; Chlorellaceae
Exons: 2
Coding region: 1-264 (87 amino acids)
Source: RefSeq, a predicted model, not a curated record
AUGGCUGAGGAUGCCCUGCCAAAUGAGAGCCCCUAUGUGGGCGGCAGGGAGGUGUGCGCGUAUGACUGCGCCCUGGCGCCCCGCCUCUACCUUGCCCGCCGGGGCUGCUCCCUGCUCAAGGGGUGGGACUUUUGCGGUGAGGGGUACGGCAACCUCAAGGCCUACCUGCACCGCAUGACGGGCCGCCCCUCCUGGCGCAACACCGCCUCCUGGGACGACGACUGCAUCGCGGCAGACCUGCGCCGCAAGAUGCCGCAGGCGUGA